Cavenderia fasciculata is the source of this 2661-nucleotide messenger RNA. RefSeq names its product TTK family protein kinase (gene mps1). Gene Ontology annotation, cellular component: spindle; nucleus; kinetochore. The record is from RefSeq and is a predicted model, not a curated record. Gene Ontology annotation, molecular function: protein serine/threonine/tyrosine kinase activity; protein binding; protein serine/threonine kinase activity. Gene Ontology annotation, biological process: protein localization to kinetochore; chromosome segregation; meiotic spindle assembly checkpoint signaling. Lineage: Eukaryota; Evosea; Eumycetozoa; Acytosteliales; Cavenderiaceae. Bases 1 to 2661 code for a protein of 886 amino acids. The transcript has 5 exons.
AUGAUUGAUGAAAAUACAUCACCAAAUAUUCUAUACCAAAGAUCGUCAUCUGGAAGUGGUAUGUCUUUAAUGUCUUCGUCGUCGUCGUCAUCGUCGUCGUCAACUAUUCACAAGACACCUGGUAAUAGCACAUCAUCAUCAUUAAAGAAUGGUCAUUCUCCAUUGGGCUCCUCUAAUAUGAGCAAUACUAGCACACCAUCACCAUCAUCAUCAUCAUCAAUGAGUCAAUCAUUAUCACCAGUGACCAUGUCACUUGCUAGAACAAGUCAAUCAACAACAACCAAUAUAACAUCAACACCAACUGCAGCCGACCUCGAGAAUCCAUCAUGGUGGUUUCAAGUGAUAUCACAAGAGAUUGAAAAGUUUAAGAAUAUUGAAAUGUUGAAAUCGACCGAUGAGGUCCAAAGAAUGCUUCACAUCUUUCAACGUGCAACUGAAUCUAUCAAAUACAAAGACCAUUCUGACAAUAUUGAAUAUUCCUCUAUUUUAUCAAGUCAUGCUAAUUUUCAAAUACGAAUUGGAGAAUUUGAAGAUGCAAAGGAAACAUUGAAAUUUAUGAAGGUUAAACAUAUUGGACAAAAGACGGCAGAGUUUUACAUAUCAUGUGCAUAUCUUGAAUUGGCACUUUACAACUUUGAAAAAGCAAAAACUAUUCUCACCAAAGCAAUUGAAAAGGGUGGAGUGUCUCCACUUGCCGAUGUUGAAAAGUUCCUAAAAUAUGCUCAGCUAAAAGAGGAUAAUCACCUACACCACCAACAACAACAACAACACCAACAACAACACCAAACCCAACAACAACAACAAUCUCCAUUGUUACAAUCCAUUUCCAACACAACAACAACAACUACACCAUCUACUUUAUCUCCACCUUUAAGUACCUUGCAUCAACAACCAAUGAUAGUACAACAACCAAAACCACAGCAACAACAAGAUACAAUUAGUAAUAUGGGUAGAUUAUCAAUUUCAUCAUCAUCUCAAAAAUCUGGAAAUACAACAAUGGAAAGACAACAUAUAUUACCAUCAUCGGUAAAAUCACUUGGUUUGGGAAUUAAACAACCAAUUAGAGUUCAAGUACAACAACAACCAAAAGAAGAUGUUAAAAUGACAGAUGAUAUUCCAGAGAAUAGUUUUACCUCUACCAAUACCACCACAUCUACUUCUAGCUCUACCAAUACCACUUUAUCUACUUCACCUACAUCAUCAUCGUCAACAACAUCUACAACUGAUCCAUUAUCACAUCUUGUUCUUUCUGAUUCAAAAGUUGAAUCUGAUCCAUUACAAUCAAGUCAAGUACAAAAGAAAACUUCAAUGCAACAACAAUACCAACAAAAACAACAACAAUUAUUGGUUAAAAAACAAAAAGAAAAAGAACAACAAUUACAACAACAACAAUUACAACAACAACAACAAUUAUUAUUACAACAACAACAACAACAACAACAACAACAACAAAAAGAAAAAGAAAAAAUAAUAAUAGAAAAGAAACCAGUUAAACAAACAACACCACCACCACCAAAAAAUGAUCAUGAUCAAAUUGACAAGGGAAAGGUAUAUGAAAUUGCCAAAUCAUGGAGUGAAACAACAACUGUCAAUGGAAAAUCUUAUCUUCGUAUUGAAUUUAUUGGUAAAGGUGGUAGUGGAAAAGUUUACAAAGUACUUUCAAGUGAUUUAAAAAUUUAUGCUUUAAAAUAUGUUUGUUUAAAAUCAGAUCAAAAUGAAAUUGAAUCACAAUUAAAUGAAAUUGAAAUGUUAAAAACAUUAAGAAAACAUAAUAAUAUUAUAAAAUUGAUAGAUAGUGAAAUCAAUAUAGAAAAGGGAUUUAUUUUAUUGGUUUUGGAACUUGGUGAUAUUGAUUUGGCCAAAUUAUUACAUCGUCAACAACAAGAGACUGGCAAGAUCAACGAAAAUCUAAUCAGAGUAUAUUGGCAACAAAUGUUGAGUGCAGUAGACACUAUACACAAUGAGAGAAUCAUUCAUGGUGACUUGAAACCAGCCAAUUUCGUGUCGGUCCAAGGUAACCUCAAACUGAUUGAUUUUGGCAUUGCAAAGGCCAUCCAAAAUGACACGACCAAUAUUGUCCGUGACAGUCAUAUCGGUACACUCAACUAUAUCUCUCCCGAGGCACUCAUCGACACUGGUGCUGGAAGCAGUGACCAACCAUCAGGCGCCGACAACCCGGGCGACGAAUCAGCCCCAUGCAUGAAGCUUGGAAGAGCCAGUGACAUUUGGUCACUCGGAUGCAUCCUCUACGAGAUGACCUAUGGCUAUCCACCAUUCAAAAACUAUACCAAUCUUUUUGCCAAAUACCAGGCCAUUGUCAACCCCAACGUGGCCAUUACCUUUCCACCCAACUCUAAUGCCAAUGUGGUCGAUGUUUUGAAAAAGAGAAUUUCCAAUAAUACUAGUAUUACCAAUGUGAUUCAAAAUGGUAAACAAUUGGUGAUCUCUUAUAAACCAGAAGGAUCAAUGGUGAUGCAACAUCAACUCAAGAAGAAUGGUGGUGUCCAAGCUUGGAUCAACCCAUACUGUAAUAUGGCUACUCCAAUGGUCUGUAAUCUCCCACAAGUCCCACCCUGUGACACUGUCUAUCUCCAUGUUAUUCCAAUGCUUGGUGGUCCAAACUUGUACUUUAAUUAUCCAUUCAACUGUACUGUCGCCUAA